CUGAAAGUUAAACAGGCUGCUGAAUCUUGGUGCUUUAAAAGAGGAAGACAGAGCAGGGAGCUCGGUGCUAAUUUCAUUUGUAGUGUUUAAAUUAAGACCAAGUUUGUGGACAGAGAGCAGACCUCCUCCUCUGAACCAAAAUGACGACACAAGAUCAGGAUGACAAGAGAUACGACCCCAAAGAUACUACGCUGACAUUUGUCAACAGGAGGGAUGAGCUGGAUCCAUUAUCCAGUGAUGACAGUCUCGUAGCAGAGAUGUCCUGCGGUCAUGCUGUCACAGCGGAAUCUCUCACCGGAUGGUGCCGCAGUCUGCUGGAUCAGGGCCAGUACAAAUUUAAGUGCCCUGCUUUAAAUGAGGACACCUACGAGACGUGUGGUGCAGUGUGGUCCUAUCCAGAGGUGCGCAGGCUGGCAGCACUGACAGUUGAAGAGAUGGCCUACUUUGAAGAGAAGAUUGCCCAAUUGGCAGCCAGAGAGUACUGUGAAUUGAAAACAUGUCCUGGUUGCAAGACCUAUGUGGAGAGAGAGGACCUGACUAACCUGAGUGUGAGAUGCACAAUCUGUACAGCAGACAACAACAAAGCGUACGAGUUCUGCUGCCAGUGUUUGAGGCCGUGGAAAGGUAGAGCUCCCCGAUCAGACCGCUGUGAUAAUGAUGGCUGUGUAAACCACGAACUCGAAGUUCUCAGGAACUGCAAGACUACUAAUCUCCCUCAGGUUCGGGGGGUUGAUGCCUGUCCCUCCAUCCGGGCCUGUCCCACCUGUGGUGAGAUAGUGGAGCAUGACAAAACAGGCUGCAAGAAUAUCAUCUGUCCUCGCUGUCAGAAAGAGUUCUGCUUUGUGUGUCUGAAACUCACUCCUGUGUGCUUGAGGACAAGCUCAUACUUCAUCCCCUGCAGUGAUGGUGUGGCUCCCAGACAAACAUCAAUAACUGUGUGGCGCAGAAAGUAGCAGGCAACAUGGACUCUAC
Messenger RNA from Pelmatolapia mariae (spotted tilapia), 972 nucleotides. RefSeq names its product E3 ubiquitin-protein ligase DDB_G0292642-like. The record is from RefSeq and is a predicted model, not a curated record. The coding region runs from base 141 to 953 and encodes 270 amino acids. Gene Ontology annotation, molecular function: zinc ion binding. Lineage: Eukaryota; Metazoa; Chordata; Actinopteri; Cichliformes; Cichlidae. The transcript has 4 exons.